GCUUACCUUGAGCACAGACUGGUUAUUCCCCGAAUGCAUUGUAUCCUGAAUCUCUGUUUCAAAAGGCUUCUAGAUGACUGCCAAGAUCUGGGAAGACGACUGUCGCUCGAGCUCUGUCAACUCAAUUCUCACCCUCUCUUCUCUCAGUCAUCCUCGCUAAAUGCCUAGACGCCGUUUGAUGGAUCGAUACUCGACUGCAUGUGAAUCGAAGACCCAGACGCGCUUAAAAACCUCGCUCUACACACGAGGCCUCCAAGUGUCUUGUCUUGAACUCUCAUCAUGGCACCUCUUACACGCAUCCUACCCCUGAAAGUGCCAAAACUCAAACGACGCACUUGCUACUUCAUCAUCGGUGGUGUAGUCGUCGGUGUCGUCUUAGUAGCCGCCGUACCCCCCAUUUUGAGCCUCAUUGGCUUUGGUCCAGCAGGGCCUGUCGCUGGCUUGUUAGCACCUGCCAUCCAAAGCGGCAUCGGCAAUGUUGUUGCUGGGAGUCCCUUCGCAAUUGCGCAACAUAUAGGAAUGGUAGGUAUGGUCCCUGGUGUGUAUGCAGCUGCGGGUGCCAUCGGAGGAGCCGGAGGGAUCGCGGCUCGGCUUGUGGAUUUGCUUGUGGAUUGGUUCAGGUGA
This is a messenger RNA of Desarmillaria tabescens, 624 nucleotides long. RefSeq lists its product as uncharacterized. Lineage: Eukaryota; Fungi; Basidiomycota; Agaricomycetes; Agaricales; Physalacriaceae. The transcript is spliced from 3 exons. The record is from RefSeq and is a predicted model, not a curated record. The coding region runs from base 280 to 624 and encodes 114 amino acids. Gene Ontology annotation, cellular component: membrane.